AAACACACAUACAACGAGUUUUGAAUAGUAUUUUUCGCUAGAAUUUUGUAUGGAACCUGUUUCAAAUUUGAUGGAAAACGAAAACACGUAGACCUUACCCCAAAAUGCAGUCGUCAAGGUGGAAAACGGAUGCGGGAAACCCGUUCAAAGCCACCCAAAAGUGGAAUGCAGCGGUUGACAUUUUCCGCGUGGAAAUGCCCGUGAAGAGCCACCGGCACUUCUUGCGGAAUUACGAGGAUACGUUCACAGGCGCCGAGGCGGCCACCUGGUUCCUGGCCAAACUGCAGGGCAGCAACCACUUCGAGUACCUGAGCAAGAGCCAAGUGAUCGCUUUGCUGGACAAGUUCCUCAAGGCAAAAGUGUUUGAGCCUGUGCUCAGUGACAAAUCGAAUGAGUUCAAGCCAAAUAACACGCUCUACCAGUUUCCAAGCCGGUUGCCCCUGCGGACGGUUCCGAUUCCCAAUUUUGCGACUCUUCCUGUGCCCAGGGUCGUCAGUCCUGUUCGUCUGGCGCGUUCUCCAAUGAAAAGAAAAAGCUGUUCUGCUGAGAGUCUCACAGACCCGAAGCACUUUCUCGAGGACCUCAAAGCGCAGGCUGCCAAGAGGCAGAAAAACGCUCUUGAGACGGAGAAAGUUUGGGAAACCAUCCUUUUUGGGAGGUUAGAGGCCUUAUUCGACGGGAAGGACAUCCAGGAGUUGAUUCCGCCAAAUUUCAUAAACGGCACUUGGAUUGCCGAGAAUGCAAACUACGACCCACCAGCCUCCAUCAAAGAGUACUUUGAGAAAAAUAAAAGGGAUUUCCCUACUUGGGUGCAGGCGGCCAUGAAGAAUCUCUCCAACUGGCCUUCAAUAUCAGGGUUUGGCGGCAGUCACACUUAUGCUGGCUUCGAAAAGGACGUUCUGCUGGAGAUAGUGAAUUAUUUCAAAGCGUCAGAACAGCCUUUUAUUUCUUGGGAACUGGCUGACAUUUUCCGCUAUGCCUUCAUCUUCCUUGAAACGCAAGACUGCGACCUGAAAAGCGUGAGCCAAGACUCGCUGCUUUCGCCGACAAAGUCAUGGACUGAGCGUUUGAAGAGCAUAGAUCCAAUUGACUACGAGGACGACUCGCUGUCUGUGGAGCAAGAAGUGCCUUGGAAGGUUCGCCCGGCGAGUACCAAUCCCUUCAUCGACUACACGCACGAGAGCAUCAAUAUGAGCCAGUUAGCCGCCUACAAACUGCCUCCAGACACUUGCUUCGAAACCGCAUUCACCACGGAGAGCCCCACAACCAGGGUCGUCCACACUGGCACUCUAAAGUUCAAUAGACUCAGGGAUAAGCAAAACCGCAGUCGGUCGUCGGACAACAUUUUCGAGCAAGACUCAUGGCACUCUGUCUCGCAUUUGGAGAAAGAAAUGUCAUCGCUGAGUGUGGAAAGGUCAACAAACCCUUUCGAACCGUGCCAUUCAAGGAGCCACUCAGGAGGCUACGUCAAUCUGGGCUUGUCCGAUUCCGUAGAGGAAGAGCCGCCCCUUGAAGAGCUCAACAUGAGCACUGCCCUGGCCACCAUCAAGGUGCUGGCCAAGAAGGCAAAGCAGGGCAGGAAGCUCGAGGACCAGUCGCUCAACUGCAACACCAGUGUCGCCUCCACGAAGACCACAGCUAGUAGAGCAACAACUGUUGCUUCGGGUCUGAUGAACGCACAGAACACGAAAGUGGCCAAAAAGAUCUACCAGCUACUGCUGUUGCUGCUUCCCACAGACAGCAGGAAAAAACUGUGCUUCCUCCUGCAUUACCUGGGUGGCCUGGUCUUCAACAAGGAUCUCAAAUUCUGUCCCGAAAUGACCUCCAAGGAAUUCGUGGUUCAGUCGUUCUGUGAGUUCAUCCUUGGUCUGCCAGAGAGUGAGGUUGCUGGCGCUGUCGGCAUCAACCAGUUCAGCAAAUCGCUGUCCUGCAAGGUGGUCACCUUCCUGCUCGAUGAGAGAGACACAGUCCUUCACGCGCCCGCAGACCUGAAGCAGGAGGUGGAGCAGCAGCUUGCCAAGUUCCAGGAAAAGGAGAAAACCCUUCCCCGGCCACUCAGAGUGACCCAUUUGCGCAACAGUGUGCGUAGCGUAGCUAGUUUGAAGGCAUCAGCCGCCACCGCUCGUGCCGCUCGCCCUGUCUCGGUGGCCGUCGACACCGAAUUGGCCAAACCCGUGACCUUCUGCAGGCAGGUGUCGAGCCAACAAUUUGAGCAGCAAAAGUGCUCAGGCUCGCAGAAGGCGCUGCAGGAGCUGCUUGAACUGAUCAUCGCCGACAAGAAGAUGAAGCCCAAGGAGAAGCAGAAACGGCUGCUCACGUUUAAAGACGCCUACCCGCACAUCUACAUGAAACGCGUGCCAACCAAGCAGGAUGAGGACAAAAUCCUGGGCCUGAGGAAGAAGGCCAGCUCGUUCACAAAGCUCAACUUCUUGCGCAUUUAAACUUCUAUUGUCUAUACCUUCUCGCUUGCCAUAUACUUUUAGUUUCUUGUGAGCUGAAUUGCUAUUCCUGUUGUGUACUUCAAAGAUUAUUCUUUUAAAAAAAAUAUAUAGUAUUCACGCUGUAGAUGAGUUAAUUAAAUUGGACUGGAAAAAAUGAA
Molecule: messenger RNA, 2599 nt
Organism: Cloeon dipterum
Lineage: Eukaryota; Metazoa; Arthropoda; Insecta; Ephemeroptera; Baetidae
Product: DEP domain-containing protein 1B-like
Exons: 11
Coding region: 105-2441 (778 amino acids)
Biological process (GO): intracellular signal transduction
Source: RefSeq, a predicted model, not a curated record